This is a messenger RNA of Cygnus atratus (black swan), 4048 nucleotides long. It is a transcript of the gene ZDHHC3, whose product is annotated as zinc finger DHHC-type palmitoyltransferase 3. Bases 359 to 1342 code for a protein of 327 amino acids. NCBI's taxonomy places the organism in Eukaryota, Metazoa, Chordata, Aves, Anseriformes, Anatidae. Gene Ontology annotation, biological process: peptidyl-L-cysteine S-palmitoylation; protein targeting to membrane. The transcript is spliced from 7 exons. Gene Ontology annotation, molecular function: protein-cysteine S-palmitoyltransferase activity. Gene Ontology annotation, cellular component: Golgi apparatus; endoplasmic reticulum. The record is from RefSeq and is a predicted model, not a curated record.
AGGGGACCGCGGGACGAGGCCCGGUGCUGGCCCCCCGGGGGUUUCGGAGCCCUGCGGGGUGCCUUGGUCCCGGCACAGCGAGCGGGAGCUGCGUCUUGUGGCCAGGAGGGGUGCUGGGGAAGGAGGUUGCCCCAAUUCCUAGGGGCUGGGGUGGUGGGGAAGGACCCUGCCCCAAUCCACACGGUGUUUCGGGUGGGAAGGAUUCGCAGGGUAAGGGCUGACUGCCUCUGAUGCCCAGGGUGGGAGAUGGCAACGCUUCGGCGCGCACCGUGCUUUUCUCGCCCUGCAAAAGCAACACACACGGCUUUUGUAUAGCACCGCAGACAUUGCCACGAUGCAAGUAUGGACAUAAUAGCCUAUGAUGCUUACUCCAGUCCACCGCUUCAGAGAUAUUGAAAGGAAACCUGAAUACCUACAGCCAGAAAAGUGCGUUCCACCUCCUAGCCGCACUUCCCUGGGAACAAUGUGGUUUAUUCGAGAUGGCUGUGGUAUUGCAUGUGCUGUCGUCACCUGGAUGCUGGUGUUCUACGCCGACUUCGUAGUCCUUCUUGUCAUGCUGGUUCCAUCGAGAGAUUACAUUUAUAGCGUCAUCAAUGGCACGCUGUUCAACACCUUGGCUUUCCUUGCUUUGGCUUCACAUUUUCGAGCUAUGCUGACAGAUCCAGGUGCUGUACCCAAAGGUAAUGCAACAAAGGAGUUCAUUGAGAGUUUACAGCUAAAGCCAGGACAGGUGGUUUACAAGUGCCCAAAAUGUUGUAGCAUCAAACCUGACAGAGCACAUCACUGCAGUGUUUGCAAGAGGUGUAUUCGGAAAAUGGACCAUCACUGCCCGUGGGUCAAUAACUGUGUAGGAGAGAAUAACCAGAAGUACUUUGUACUGUUUACAAUGUAUAUAGCACUGAUUUCCCUGCAUGCUCUAAUUAUGGUGGGAUUUCACUUCUUGUAUUGCUUUGAAGAAGACUGGACAAAGUGCAGCUCCUUCUCUCCACCAACCACAGUGAUUCUCCUCAUCCUCUUGUGUUUUGAGGCUCUCCUAUUUCUCAUCUUCACCUCAGUUAUGUUUGGGACCCAAGUACACUCCAUCUGCACUGAUGAAACGGGUAUUGAGCGUCUUAAAAACCAGAAGCCCACCUGGGAGAGGAUCAGCGGCUGGGAGGGGAUGAGAGCGGCCUUCGGCGGUGCUUUCUCCUUGGCGUGGCUCAGUCCUUUCUCGAACCUGGACUGCAAGAGCCCACCGCCAGCUGGGGUGGCGGCAGCAGCCCCCGCAUCCGCGAUCAUGACCCAAGAAGAAAUCGAGCAGUUCCUGGCUCGAGACGUCGCCAUCCAGGUGUUACAUGAAUAAGCAAAGCGUCCUCGGAAGUGUCAAGGGACGGUUUCAGGUUCUUUUGUUUUAAUAGCUACUUGCGCUGGAGAGAGGUAGGGUGGGUUUUUGGUUGGUUUGUUUGUUUUUAAUGUACUUUUGGUGCAGAAAAUAAUUCAGGAGUAUUUAUCGGGGAGCCAGGUACGGCACUAGCAGAAGCAGUGCAAAUCUCCAGCCAAAGCUUUAUAAAUGGUGAGAUUCAUAAGCUCCUCUCCCUACACGUGUCGCCUGCUGUAUUGAGCAUUUCUAACGUGGCCUCUAAGGAAAGCUGCCAGCGUGGUCCCAGAAGGUGCAGCCGGGAGGGGUCUGUGUGCCCUUGUGUCCUUACAGCCCUUCGGAGGCUGUGCGAUAAGCAUGGCGUGACGGCCGUGUUAGCCCAGCUCUGAAGGUUUUGCUAAAAACACCUCCUUUUGAGCUCAGCCUGUGGAUGCCAGCUCUGGACUGUGAAGGAGGCCGGAGCUCAGCUCCUGGCAGAGGUGGGAUGCCAGGAUCUAGGAACACCGGGGCUGUUCCUGCACUCAAAGAGAGGGAGGCAUCCGCACCCCGCCGCUCCGUUGGGCUUGCUCUGCUUACACCUCUUUUUUCUUCUCUGGGUAGCCGGAGGUAGCUGGGAACAAACGUUGCCUCUUAAUCCUUCCUCUAACAUUGUCCUGUCAGCGUUUGCUGCUAAUCAGGGGCUCCUUAAGCUAAUUUUGCAGCCAGCUCCUGGUGAAUGGUGUGAGCGCAGAGAAGGACCACGUGUUGCCCAAGGAGGAUGCUGCUGCAGGUGGCAAUGGUCACAGCAAGAGCAUUCGGGGACCACUCUGGUCAUCAGUUACAGCAGCUUUAUAUUUAGAAUAUUUUUUCUGUCUGUUGUUGUUUUGUUUUCUUCUUCAUGUCAUCUCCCUCAUCUUAAUUAUCAGCGAAUUUUGCAGGGUACCAGGGAGAUGUGCUCCUGGGUUUCCACCACAGGUUGUGCUUGGCUUCGAGCCCCCCUCCCCAUAACGUGGAACAAAGAUAAUUGCUUCCUCUAGAGAGAAAGGUAAAGGAGUCGGGGAGGAAUUGUGGGAGACUUAGGUUAGGUUUCUAUUAUUUAUUGAAGCAAUACCAGGUGGAAUUUGUGCAAGAUUUUAUUUUUUUCAUGACAGUGAUAAAGGAGCUUUGGGGAUGAAAAUGUGGUAACAAACUGAGUCUGGUGACUGUAAGGAGUACAGUUUGGCUGAAAACCGGGAAAAAAACAGAGUAGAUAUUAACAAACAAGAGCAUUAAAUGAACAUCAGGGACAUACAUAGAUCUGUAAGGGAUUUCCGAUAGGGAGAAAUAGGGACGUUUAAGGAGGACACUAAGACUAGCUCAUAUUUCCUAAUUUUGGCUUGCUGCUCAGCCUCUGUCUGCUCCCUGUGAGCUUCUCUGCCCCUGCUGCCCUAUCCAUAGGGUGGGAAUGGUGCUACGGGGUCCUGCAGGAGAACCGAGGUCGUGGCUGGAAACCAGCGCCAGCAGCUUUAGAAGCAGAGAACUUGGAGGCAAUUUGAUGGCUAUGUCCACGGUGUGACUGCUGGGGUGGGCUGCUCUUGGUGGUGUUUUCCAGGUGGCUGGAGCUGGGCCAGGAGCAGUUGUGGCCCUCGUUCAGCGAGCGGGAGCAGUGCUGGCUGCCGGCCCCCUUAGGAGACGCUCUGCAGACGUGCCUGAUGCCUCGGCUGAGCCGCGUGCUUCGCCUCUCGGGCACGGUCUGGAAAAUUGUUCUUGGAUGGCCUGAAAUGCCAGGGUGAAGAUUGCGUCAAGGCGAGCUCGUGAGGGCCUCAGUUUGGAAAAAAGCACCUUGUGCCAUGUUUUGGUGAUGCUCCUCGGGUGCUGCUCUUGUCGCUUUGGGUGGACACGGGUUGAGGUGGCAUGUUUCGGCCUCUGCUCUCCGGGCUGGUGCACCUUAUUGUGUCCCACCUCCUGCAUUGCUCCUCAGGCGCUGGCAUUUCCUUGUUUUGUUUUGUUUCGUUUUGUUUUUCCUUAUUUUUUAAUAACUGAAACUGGAAAGCAGUGAGAAGUGAGGGGUGAGGCUGCCCCACUCCUUCCCCUACACACUCCCACAUUUUCAUCCCAGCCAAGGGGCAGGAGCUGGAAACACAUCAGGAACCCAGCGUAUUUCCUUCACAUCCUCACUAUACCUCCUGCCCUGCCUCGAGACAGCGUGACAAAAGUUGGAAGUGGCAGAAACCUUCGGGAGCUGGAGAAACGUCCUUUAUCGCUGGCUCUGCCACAAAUCUCAUACUUUAAUUACCACCCCGCCAGCUCGAGACCAAAUGUGAUUUCCAUGAAAUUGAAACCAAACCCCUGGUUCCCAUCCCCUUCCCUUUGUGUGCCUGUUGCCCCCCGUGCCGUGGUGCCUUUGCCUCCAGCCCUGUGUGCGGCAGCUGCCCCGGGGAAGGCCGGGGGCCCUCGAGGAUGUUCCCCUGGUGAAGGCAGCGCAGUGAGGGCACCUUCCUGGGCUGGGGCUCCUGCUGCUGCUCCGGGGUGAGGUUUUCCUCCGUGGUGGGACAGGAUCGUGGCAGCUGUGGGAAGUGUUCCUCUACUCCGGUGUCUUCGACAGCAGGUUUUUCUAUGCAAGUUGAGCACUUACACCUCUUGGAAAUAUAUGUAUUUUGGUAAUUGUAACUUCUGUUUUAUGCCUCUGGUGGCUAAGUGUACUUUAAAAUUAUUAAAGAAUUAACACUUCCA